Messenger RNA from Pocillopora verrucosa, 2514 nucleotides. RefSeq names its product store-operated calcium entry regulator STIMATE. The record is from RefSeq and is a predicted model, not a curated record. NCBI's taxonomy places the organism in Eukaryota, Metazoa, Cnidaria, Anthozoa, Scleractinia, Pocilloporidae. Gene Ontology annotation, cellular component: membrane.
UUGGCAUAAUUUGUUGGAGAGGUCGUUGUUUCUCGCGGUAAAUUUUCGUUAAUCCAGAGCCAAAACUGCCAUCAGCUGCCACUGUGGUUUGGAAGGAAGGUUGUCUCUAACUAAUGAAUCGUUCUUUUUCGUCUGGUGUGACGCUUUCUUCGAAAGUCGAUAGAUUAUUGCACUCAACUGAAAUGACGGAAAUGGCUUCGGACCCGAAACACUGCCGCUUAAACGAUGACUUCGGACUCCUUGUUCAAGGAAUUCUCGCCGCUGUGGCAUUCAGCACUCUUAUUUUGAAAAGAUUGAGAGAACCUCUAUCUGAAAGAAGACCUGUUCUUAUUUGGUUUUUUGAUACCUCAAAGCAAGCAGUUGGUGCCAUGCUUGUACACUUUGCCAACAUCUUCUUAGCUAAUCUUUUCAAAGGUGAUCCAUGCACUUGGUACCUGAUAAAUUUCUUGUUGGAUUCUACUCUUGGCCUUGUGGUAAUUUACCUCUGUCUUCAGUUCAUGCAAGUUAUUGUAAGAAUGUAUGACUGGGAUAACUUGAGAUUUGGCGAGUAUGGUAAUCCUCCACAGUGCAAAGCUUGGGCAGGGCAGUGUUUUCUGUACCUGUGGGCUGUCAUCAUUGAAAAGGCUACCAUAACCCUACUGGUGCAACUUAAUUUUUGGGAGGAAGUUCGUAGGUUUAUUCUUUUACCAGUCAAGAACCAUCCAAGAGUGGAGCUUGCAAUAUCAAUGCUGAUUAUUCCUUUUGUUUUCAAUGCUAUAAUGUUCUGGGUUGUUGACAAUUUCCUCAUGCGAAAGAAGAAAAAAUUAUUACAGAAAGAAGACACAAGGAACAAAGUUAAAUAUGAAAGACGAGCAGUGAUGAAUGGAUCUGAUGAAGAGGCUGUGCUCUUGGAAAACAUGACAGAAGGAGAGAGUCUGACAAUUCCAGAUGACAACAUUUAUCAUAGAGGGGACACUGUGAGAAGAUGAUAGCUCACAAAAUCUUGGAAGAUUAUAGAUACAUAAACAGGUAGCUGGUCGCCCCUCUGAGCAGGCUUUUCUAGAUGAGCAAAUACAGUGUGGAGAUUUGUUGAUCAAUAAGCAAUGAAGGUGCUAGUGUGAAAAUGGCAUAGAAAGCUCCUUAUUCAUGCCCCCUAAUUUACUUUUGGGUGGUGGGGUUAUGACAAUUGUCAUUAGCUCUGGAAUUAUUGUGUCAUUUUCGCUCUGUGAAGUAUACAAACAAUCGGCCACCUUUCCCUGAGACAGAAAAAUGAUUGAGAUGUAUUUUCCAUUUUCCAGGUAGCUUGCCAAUUAUUUCCCAUUAUUUUCUACAUGUAGCAAUUUGCAAUUCCCUUCCUCUUUAUUUAGAGUUAUAGCAGUUGUACUGUUUUCCUAGUUUUUUUUCCUUUUCAAUUACAUAAAUUUUAAAUUUUGUUGCAUUUUUAUACAUAAAGGAAGGGAGAAGGUGCUGACCUUGUGAAGGUGAGGGAUCAGGCCCUCCCUUCAUCUGCACAAAAGGGUUAACCCUAGACACCUUAUCUAACAUUAUACAUAUUCGUCCUACUGUUCUCUGUAAAUUUCCAGUGGUACAGGCGGGGAAAAGUUGUUUAACAAUCAAGAGCCCCUUUACCUGUAUGGAUUGAUCUUCAGAGCAUAGUCAACCCUCUUUUUAUCUUCAGAAAUUGCAGCUCUAUUUACAAAGAAGAAAUGUAAUUUUAUUUGGUGUAGCAUCAGAAUUUCCUGACCAGUUUUGAAGGGCUGAAUUAGAAAUUCUUAAACUGUAUUGUAAAUAAUAAAAAUUUAAUGUGAAUUCAAAAUAGUUUCGAUAAGGAUUUAUAGUGAAAUUCAAUUAAUUCUUGAUUUUGGGAGAGAUAGCAAACAGUUACGUUCAGAUACUAAAAAACAAUUGUCAUGAUAAAAUUGAACUUGAAUUUUUUUAAAUUAAUAAUUCAUAAACUGUUUAAUUCUUGUUGCUUCCUGGAUUAAUUAUUGCCUAUUUAGUCUUUUCCAUUGUUUACCCAACUCAAUUUUUUGUAAGUUUUCUUCAAGUUGAGGGUACUUUUACACGGGAAAGAAAUCAGAAAAGUGUGCCCUUCCUCUGUAACUCUUUAACCCUUUAACUCCCAAACCAAAUUUGUAAUUCUCUUUACUGUCAACCAUACAAUUCUUAUAAUAUUAGUUCAGAGAAUUUAGAAUCGGAUCAACUAAUUUGCCCCAAAGUGAUAUUUUUCUUUAUUCUCAUCACUUUUCUGGUUGAUAUUGUAUUGAUAUUGUAAGGAGAAAUUCUGCCUCUGAUUGUUAAUUCUCCCCUCUAGCUGAAACACAAUUCCUUCCUUGUAGAUUGUUUAUGAGAAUUUGGUGUUAGAUCAAGAUAGCUGAUAAAUUUGACCAUUCUCAUUACCUGUUGCUGGAUAAUGUAUGUAUGACUGUCAUAGAGAGAAGUUAAAUUUUAAUCACUGUAGGGGAAAAACGUUCAAAAUCAAGGUGUCAGUGUUAUGACUACUGCAAGAUUCCAUUUUUUGAAAUAACCAACAUU